Molecule: messenger RNA, 1275 nt
Organism: Aspergillus steynii IBT 23096
Lineage: Eukaryota; Fungi; Ascomycota; Eurotiomycetes; Eurotiales; Aspergillaceae
Product: S-adenosyl-L-methionine-dependent methyltransferase
Exons: 4
Coding region: 1-1275 (424 amino acids)
Molecular function (GO): O-methyltransferase activity
Source: RefSeq, a predicted model, not a curated record
AUGCAUAUCAAUGGCACCAAGACUAAUGGCACCACUGCUCAAGUCGCCCUCGAUGACCAGAUUGCCAUUUCUCCGAAUGCACCACAGGACCUUCCCCGCCUCCUCAAGGAAGUCAACUCCCUGAGUCAAGAUUUCACCGAGGGACAUCAAGAGGCGCGACUAAAGCUCAUUGACGCGGCCCAGUCCAUUGUCCGAGCUUUGGAGACGCCACGAGAAACCCUGCUUCGCUACUGCUGGGCCCAAUCCACCGCUUUCGCGGCGAUCGAGACAUGCAUUGAUCUGGGGAUCUUCCCCAUCCUAGCCCAGAGCGACGAAUCGAAAUCAGUGGCAGAGCUUGCAAAAGCGACUGGUGCGGAGCCAGAGUUGCUAGGGCGUCUCCUGAAACAUCUCGGUGCCAUGGGUGUGGUCGUGGAGACCGGGUUCGAUGAGUACCGCCGUAAUGGGUUCUCGACAGCAUUGGCGAUGCCCCGUUAUAGUGAUGGAAUCCCAUGCAUAAACGGGUGCACCAUUCCUUCAAUCCAUGCGCUCCCAGCAUGGCUGAAGAACAACAACUAUACCAGCCCGACCGAGGGCAAGAACUCCCCAUUCUCGCUGGGAUUCAAGACCGACCUACACUUCUUCGAGUUCCUUAGCGCCAACCCCGAAUACCCGCAGCUUGCCGGCCAGUUCAACAACCUCAUGUCCGCCUAUCACCAGGGACGAGCCAGCUGGAUGGACGUAGGAUUCUACCCGGUGCAGGAUAACCUGAUCCAGGGUGCACGGACCGGAACCGACGAAGUGUUCCUGGUGGAUGUCGGCGGGAACAAGGGUCACGAUCUCGAGGAGUUCAAGUCCAAGUGGCCUGAGGCGCCCGGACGAUUGAUCCUGCAGGAUCAACCCCAUGUGCUCGCUGAAAUUAAGUCCCUGAACCCGGCUAUCGAAGCCACGGCUCAUGACUUUUUCACAGAGCAGCCAGUCAAAGGCGCUCGAACCUACUUCCUGCAUUCCAUUCUACAUGACUGGAACGAUGAGACCUGCCAGAAGAUUCUGCGUCGACUGGCGGAUGCCAUGACUCCCGGGUACAGCAAGUUGCUGAUCAACGAGAACGUGAUUCCUGAUACGGGGGCCCACUGGCAAGCUACCUCCCUGGACAUCAUCGUGAUGGUGGAUCUGGCAUCCAAGGAACGGACUGAACAUCAGUGGUACGAACUGAUGAAGCCAACGGGCCUGAAGAUCACGAAGAUCUGGUCGGCGCAGGCCAGUGCCGAGAGUCUGAUUGAGUGCGAGUUAGUCUGA